CCUACUUGAACAGUAGAGCUAACCAUGAGCGCCAUCGACCUAUACCAGCAGUGUAUACGCAUUUUCAAGUUCAAUUCCAUUGCUGUUGGUGUAUCGCUGUGGAACGCUGACCAAUUCUUGACCAUCGGCUCAUACUCGAUCAUGACGCAGAUGGUCAUCUACUUUUGGUGCAAUUUUUGGACCGUUCACAAGUACCGCCACGAUAUGCUCCAUGUCAUGGAGGUGUUGAACAGUGCGGGCAUAGCGUUUCAACUAUCGGUGAAGUUUUUCAUCGCCAUGUAUAACAAACCGAUAAUCCGCGGUUUGCUGCAGACCGUUGAGGAUAAGCUGUAUGCACGCUAUCCUGAUCGAUCGAGCCGUGAGGGGGAAAUUGUGUAUAAAUUUGCUAAAAAGUGUAACAUUCUAAUUAAGAUACUUGCUCCGCUAUACUGCUCAUCUCUGUUCGUGUUUGCACUAUACCCAUUAUAUAUCUAUUAUUCGGAAGGAAGACUCAUUCCAUUGUUCAUGUAUGAAGUAUCGUACGUCGAUUGGCACACCGUCUGGGGCUACUUACUAACAAAUUUCGUGCAAAUUUUUAUAUACGUCAUGGGACUCAAUGGCCUGAUUAUGGCUGAUGGACUUGUUGUACUACUGGCUCUACAUGGAAUAGUGUACAUGGAAGUAUUCAUGAUACAUCUGGAUGAACUAGCAAAAUUAUUGCAAUCGGAGAAUGUGAUCGAAAAUAAAGAGAAGAUCACAAAGAUGUGGCGCGAGUGCCUUUCGGAACAUCAGACUUUAUUAGAAUAUUUCGAUGAUAUUGAAAACAUAAACGGUGGAAUGUGUUUGGUUCUCGUUUUCACUGGCGUCUUCGCAAUAUGCGAUAAUCUGGUUCUAUGUGCUGUGACUGACUGGUAUGCAUCUUAUUCAUUUCUGCUGAUUUGUUUCAUCCAAAUGACGAUCUAUUUUUCGAUUGGAAACGCUGUCGAACUGAAGAGUAACGCAUUGGAUAUAAGCGUUGCAAAUUUCCCGUGGUAUAUGUUCAGUAGAGAUCUUCAGAAAGAGUAUCUAUUUUUGAUCUGUAGACUGCAGCACCCGAUAAUUUUGACUGUGUAUGGGUUUGCCGAUCUCAGUCUGGAAACAUAUAUGUCGAUUUUGAAGGCAUUGUAUCAAUUUGCGAUGAUGAUCUUAAACUUUUUGGCGUGAAUUACGAUAAACUGUAAACUACGGGGCAUAAUUGGAAACACACUCACAAUCCCAAGUGUCACAUAUGUUAUACAUAACUUUUUAUGGCUGCUAAAUUACCAAAAUUAGUUGUAUAAUAGACGCAUAUACUCUACAGAACAUGUGUCUUACAAUCUUACAAUCUUACAAUCGAUCGCAAAAUAGUAGUUUACGCAACAAGGUGCAGAAUGGCGAUUUUUACAGCACGAGUUGUACAUUUAUCCAACGAGGCUUGCCGAGUUGGAUAAUUACGACGAGUGCUGUAAAAAUCGAGUUCUGCACUGAGUUGCGUACAACGUUUUUUGCAAGGUAAUAAAUUACCGCUUGAACAAAAAUGUUCAUGAAACUGUAUACUGAUGCUCAUAGCCAUGUUUAAGAAAAUCUGAUCAUAGCAGGUUAUACUGUGCAGUUGUCACAAUUUUUCAAAACUGCAUCCAGAAAGCAUCAAGAAGUUGAUCAAAACUGAAAACAGUGCUGUAAUGGUUCAUUACGCAACGCAAAUCAGUGCUGUAAUGAAUCAUUACAGCACUGUUAAUUUGGUGUGGGAAAGUAGGCCUUUUCCUGUCAGAUUUGCGUGAGGUAAAACAACCUAUUACGAUGAGAAA
Molecule: messenger RNA, 1805 nt
Organism: Aedes albopictus (Asian tiger mosquito)
Lineage: Eukaryota; Metazoa; Arthropoda; Insecta; Diptera; Culicidae
Exons: 5
Coding region: 25-1182 (385 amino acids)
Biological process (GO): detection of chemical stimulus involved in sensory perception of smell; sensory perception of smell
Cellular component (GO): plasma membrane
Molecular function (GO): olfactory receptor activity; odorant binding
Source: RefSeq, a predicted model, not a curated record